This is a messenger RNA of Amoebophrya sp. A25, 4852 nucleotides long. NCBI's taxonomy places the organism in Eukaryota, Dinophyceae, Syndiniales, Amoebophryaceae. The record is from the annotation of a GenBank genome assembly.
AUGUCGUCGCCGUCUGGCGUUGGUAGCUGGGCGUGGGAGAAAAGUGGGGUGGUACGGACUCCCACGAUUCAACACCAGACGUCCAAGGACAGCAUUGCGUCUUCAGCCAUGCUAAUGAGGCCCUCAUCGUCCACUUCCGGUUCGACAGCUGCUGAAGUGGGCAGAACAAGCAAAAGUAUCGGCGGACCCGUCAAGAGCGGUGCCUCCAUUUCCUCAUCGGCGAUUUUUUCUUCUUCUUCCUCUCGAGGAGGAGAGGUUGCGCAAGAAGGUGGAAGAGGAUCCAGCGGUACUAGGGGUUCAGGUGGAGACUCCAACUCCAUUCAGGGAAAUACAGAACAAGCGCUGAGAAAAGGCGGAAAGGAACAAACAGAGUGGCUGGAGGCGAUCUAUGAAUUUGCACUAGCGCUCCAGCAGGAUGAGCAGUUCCGAACGCGCUCGGGUCUUGGCCCCUUCCAGGCUGAGCGUGCGCGGCGAGCAUCGACUUGCUCCGCAGUUUCCUUGCUCACCAGCAGCACAGAGCAGCCGCAGGAUCAACAACAUGGUGACAGGAGGACUGCGGGCGAGGUACCGCAGAGUACAGGCCCCCAAACCAACGUCUCGCGACAGCAACUGCUGAAAGUGGAUAUGCAUUGCUUUUUUACGUACCUGCGAGGUAAGGGCAUGGUGGACGACGACGAGCGCAUCGUCCCAGUGCGCUCUCGAGCAAACCAGGUGUUGGAAAUCCUGCGCACCAACGGGCGGUCGGGGCUCAAGAAGCUUUAUAGACGUGGAACCACGCACGCCGCACUGCUUGAAGUUGGGGAACCAGGACCUGAGCUCAGCAUCGACGGCCCAAUCACGAGUGACUCGGAACGGGAGGAGAUGGAAAUGCUGCGCGAGAAAUUCCGGCAAGCGAAGGAGGAGGAUCCAGGGCUAGCCACGCCUUCGACGGCACCGUCAGGAGCGACCACACGCACCGCCGCGGAAGAAUCAGAUUACAACUACGCCGCUGCCAGUGCUGGAGGUCCGGGUCUAGGUGGGUCUUCUUUAAGUUCAAUCGCAACCUUCGCGGAGCAGCGAAACUGUUCGCAGCAAUCGUUGUUGAAGCAACCUCAGAGGCAGAGAAGUAAAAGCUUUGGCAGUGUCGGAGCCGGAGGUGCUGUGCCAGGUAGCCCUGGCCCUGGAUCUCCUGCCAUGCGGCCAUUGGGAAGUUCCGAGGAGAAAGGAGUAUUCUUCGCCAAACGUGAGUUUUUCUACUGCGUGACGGCUUCUCCAGACGCCAUCGCGACGGCGUGCAGCAACAAUUUUGUGAUGCAGGGCUUCACCGAGUUUGCGGAAGAAUGCCGAGCCAUCUACGAGGAGGUGUUGCCCAACACCGAGGGCGCCAAGGCGACAUAUAUCCCCCAGCUGGCGCACCAAAAUGAAGAUUGGUUUGGGAUCGCCUGCUGCACCGUUGACGGACAGCGUUUGCGGUAUGGCGACUACAACGUUCCUUUUUGCCUACAGUCUUGCAGCAAGCCCAUCACAUACGGUGCCGCGCUAGACCGCAGUGGAGUCGAGAACACACAUCGGCAUGUUGGUCGCGAGCCAAGUGGCAUGAUCUUUAACGCGCUGGCGCUGGACCGCAACGGGUUACCACAUAAUCCGCUGAUUAACAGCGGCGCCAUCAUGUGCGCUGGCAUCUACUUUUCCUCCACGAUUGAGCGCCAGAUGGAAGAAGAACGCGCGAAGGAAGAGGAGCGACUGCGCGAACAGGAGGCAGAGGCGCGCGCCAGGGCUGCGUCGGAUCUGACAAUCUCUGAGGCUGCAUCAGGCACAAGCAUAGCUGCGGAUGGGAACAGGCAGCUGGGCGACGCUACGAGCAUUUCGAAUGUUCACCAGGGAUCCGUUCGGUCGGAUGCGUCGACGGAUGAUAAUUUGCGAAGAAAGGAGGGCGCGCGGGGUUGUCCGGUCUUGGUACCCAACGUUGACGUUGAGCAAGCAGGAGAACACGCGUCUUCUCCGAGGAUAGCUGCGACUUCCGCCGGUACAUCCAGUCCUAAGCACAAUGCGGUGGCGGGUGAUGGAGCGCCGCAGCGUUUACGACAAAAGAUGUCCUCGAAGGAUCGAUCCCCGUCCCGAUGGGGCAAGCGCACUCUACACUCGUCCAGCGGAGUGGGGCUUGAUGCACUCGGAAACCGCCGAGCAAACGGAGGCGGACGCACAAUGAACGCGCCGAAAGGGCUGCAAAGCAGCUUCCCCUCCGCAGGAAAUUUGAACAGAGGCGUUGGCGAUGGUUGGCCGUCUGGUGGUACCACACAGUCAGGGGGUGCGAAAGGUGGGAAUCCAGUAAGGGCCGAACAAGGAGAUUCUCAUCAUGUCAACCCGACGAUGAUUCCUAGGAAUAGCACUACGAGUAGCUGCCACGACAGCGAGCGCGGCGGCGAAUUCGGGAAGCUCGAGGACAGUAGCGAAGAGGAGGGCGAGAUGGUGGAAGACGUGCCCGAGAGGAUGCGAGAGUUUAUCACAGCUUUGAGCAAAGAUGAGCAUAUGGAUACUCACGCCAUCGCCACGGCAAGCGGCCUCUCGGACGGAGCCGUACGCAAGAUCUUGCGCAUGUACAAUGUGGAACCAACGAAGGCGUCGCAAGCGGUACAGCAAACGCCUGCAGGGGUGUGCCCCUUUGUCUUCCAAAACUACAAGGACUUAUACGACGAGCGCGAGGAAAUGGAAGAGGAGAUGGUGCGCUUAUUGAAUUUGAAUGACCGCGCGCCGAAUGCUAUCGGUAAUGGACCUGCACGGCCCGCGGCGAUGCAGUCUCGACGGCCGAAGCACGCGCCGUCGUUCAGCAGCGGGAGCCAACGAUCUUCUCUCGUAGAUCGAGAAGACUCCUUCGUGGCUUCGGACGACGAGCCCAUCCGAGGCAGAAACGCUUCCGAAUUAAGUUUGGUAGUCCAUGAAGCUGCGGACCCAGAUAUGUCGGGUAGAGCAGUCUCGGAAGAGAUUUCGUCUCCAAAGAGUAGACGCGUUCUCGGAACGUCGGAUCCACACCCCACAGGAACUGCGGCAGGACCGUCCAAAGACGAAUACUCUGAAGGAAGAGUUGCCGCGUACCGCCGCGCUAACAGGGGAAAUGAUGAGAAGUCGCGCUCUGCGCAAGAUCUCGCGUCGGACGCUCUUUCGGCGGGCGCCCGGUCGGUCGCAGCAGAUAGCGACGCUGCCGGCGAUGGAAUCGCUUUCGCGGGCCCCUCAGGAUCCCGCAGUGAUGCUGCGCGUAUAGAAGAAGAUGCGCCACACACGCUCAACGACUACGUUGACGAAUGUCGAGAAGAGAUUCUUCACUUGUGGAGUCGUUUGGGCGGGCGGCGUCCGGUCGGCUACGACGAGGACGUCUAUCGCUCGGAGGCUCGAACGGCGGACCGGAACUUCGCGCUGGCGUACUACAUGAAGGAGGCACGCGCUUUUCCAGACUUAGUCAACGGGUCGCAGUGCGGCCAGAAUAGCAUCGUCAAUGAGGUGCUCAAUCUCUAUUUUCAAUUAUGCGCGCUCACUGUCGAUUGUGAGACGUUAGCAAUCGCGGCAGCAACACUCGCAAACGGCGGGGUGUGUCCGACUACGGGGGAGCGCGUGUUGCGCGCUGAGACGGUGAAACACACUCUCUCCAUGAUGUACUCGUGCGGCAUGUAUGACUACAGUGGCGAAUUCGCGUUUCGCGUGGGGCUGCCAGCGAAAAGUGGAGUCGCUGGCGGCAUCAUGGUCAUUGUGCCGAACUUGUUCGGCUUCGCCACUUUUUCGCCGCCGCUGGACAAAUACGGAAACUCGGAGCGCGGGCGCGACUUCUUCCUGAAACUGACAGAGAGGUAUCCAUUUCACAACUUCGACAUUCGGCCGUCCAUAGGUCGCGAGAGCAUCUUACUCGGAGGAAUGGGAGGACAAACGUGCCACGAGUCAGAGACAGAACAAGUUCGCGAAUCGGAGAAAGAAGUGACAUUUGAAGACGAUGCCGCCACGCGCCAGUCCUCAGUGGGGCGAGGAAUGUCAUCCUCAUCGCAGCUUCCAGGAAGGACACUGUCAGAGAUUUCUCUGGACCGCAACCAACAUUGUGGAGGACCAGCUGCACAGGGACCUGCAGCAGGGGGAGCUCCUGGUAGUAAUAUGAACUCGUCGCCAUCCCCGAUGUAUGUUAUCCAGCUUGCCUCCGUAGGCGAUAUCAUUUCGUUGACACGGCUAAAGCUGUCCGGCGCGCGCAACUUCUCCGCACCAGAUUACGACAAGCGCACUCCACUCCACCUCGCCGCCAGCUGCGGACACCUCGAGGUAGUCGAGUGGUUGCUGGAAAACGGGCAUCCCCUGUGCGUACGCGAUCGAUGGGGCAACACGCCGUUGGACGAUGCGCGCCGGGAAGGCUUUCCCUCGGUUGCGCGCUACCUCUGGGAGCGAAGUCCCACAGAGGAGCAGGCACGCUCUCCCCAGCCCGCCGCAUCCCAGAGCGAAAGCGCAUCCGAAUAGUCCAGGCAUGACGCGUGAUCGUGGGUUCUGUCUGGGGCACUAACGACGAUAGGUAGUGAUACUGGUUAGAUAAUUGCAUGUGUAACAAAGGAUUACUCGACGCAUCUUUAUCGUCUGAUAAGAAAAUGAACAUUGCUUUUUAGAUUUAGUCAUGAGCCCGGAGACCUAUGACAUCGCUUUGCUUUUAUUCGGCGUCUUUUCAGCCGUACGUAAACAACAUGGGAGACGGUUUUCUCAGGUGAAGUCGCUGAUGCGCGAAAUGUUUCUGCCUUCUGGGAUAUGGAUCGAUGUAAAGACGGUCGUCUCUUGCUGCAUGAUGUUGGAAGUUUGAGAAAAAUGAAUAAAAAAGAAAUUGCAACUGCAGGAAAGGAAAGAAGCAGAAAGG